AUGGUUAAAGACUUCCUUAUUGAUACUGAGGUUCGGAUUGUUGCAACCGCCCGCGAAGCUGACGGCCUGGCCUUAAGCUCUCGGAAUGUUUAUCUCGGAGCUCGCAGGCGGAUCGUGGGACUCACCCUCCACAAAGCCCUGAGUGCUGCAGCGGAGGCAUACAAAGCAGGCAAGACCUCUCGUGAUGAUAUUUUGGGGGCUUCUCGCAGUGUCGCUGAGCGUGUACUGUCCGAGCAGCAGUCGCUCCCUCCGUCAGAGCGGGCGCUGUACGAAGUUGACUACAUCUCCCUCGCUGAUCCCGAGAGUUUGGAGGAGCUCGACCUCGUCGAUCUCAAGAAGGGAGUCGUUCUAAGUACUGCCUUUGAUAUGGCCCCUCUGGAGGAGACUGAGCCUGGAGAGGAUUGCGGUUUGGGAGAUGGAAAGGUUCCUGUACGAUUGAUCGACAACAUGAUUCUCCAACCUCAGGCUUAA
Messenger RNA from Penicillium subrubescens, 471 nucleotides. Its product is annotated as Pantothenate synthetase. The record is from RefSeq and is a predicted model, not a curated record. Bases 1 to 471 code for a protein of 156 amino acids. Gene Ontology annotation, molecular function: pantoate-beta-alanine ligase activity. The transcript has a single exon. NCBI's taxonomy places the organism in Eukaryota, Fungi, Ascomycota, Eurotiomycetes, Eurotiales, Aspergillaceae. Gene Ontology annotation, biological process: pantothenate biosynthetic process.